AUGGUGAAUAGUCCACUAACACAUAACUCAGAAGUGAUCAGCAAGGGGACAGAAAGAUUCACUGAAACAGUAGAACACAUCAUGAAUAAGAAAGCAAUAAUUCCUUUGGCAAGACCAGAAGAGAGGAUACAAAAGGUACAACAUCAACAGGUGGGAGGUGAUAAUUUUGUACCAGACACCAAUCAAAGGGUUUUCAACAUGGGAACUAUGGAAGCUAGUUCAUCUGGAAUUAGUGGCCGGAGUAGAAACUCUCAACAAAGGACAUCGUCAUGGUCUAGAAAGAGAAGAAACAUCAGCGAGGGACAAAAAGCUCAACAAAAACCAGGCAAUGAAGAUGGAGAUAAUAGCACGAAGAGGAAAGCGAACGAUAGGAUGGAAGUAUCCUCAAAACUUUCAAAAAAUGAUGCCGGUUUGAUGGUUCACCAGAAACCAUCCAGUACGGAUAUAUGA
Molecule: messenger RNA, 450 nt
Organism: Arabis nemorensis
Lineage: Eukaryota; Viridiplantae; Streptophyta; Magnoliopsida; Brassicales; Brassicaceae
Source: the annotation of a GenBank genome assembly